Messenger RNA from Camellia sinensis, 1116 nucleotides. It is a transcript of the gene HSP1, whose product is annotated as 17.6 kDa class II heat shock protein. NCBI's taxonomy places the organism in Eukaryota, Viridiplantae, Streptophyta, Magnoliopsida, Ericales, Theaceae. The record is from RefSeq and is a predicted model, not a curated record.
AAAAUUUACAGUGUGAAUUCUAUAUUCAAAUAAAACAUUAGUAGGGAUCUCUAAUAUUUUUCCAAUAAGAAAUGCCAUAGCCAUUUUAUCUACUGCAGUCUGCAACCGAUUCUCUCUCUCUCUUGGUAGCCAAUCGAACCAACCAACUUCCACUGACACCGUCUCUCUCUCUCUCUCUCUCUAGUCUGAAAACGCUGUGCUCCUGCUCGAUAUGAUUCUCCCACAAAUCUCUCCCACUCUAAGCUAAGAAUAUUUACAUCUACAUGUUAUUCCGUUAUAUAUUAGGGCUAGGGUUUCUCCCACUUUCAAAUCAGUUCUUCAUCAAUCAAUUUUUAUUUUUAUUUUUAUUUUUUGAUUACUCUUGCAAAUUAGGGUUUUGGAAUUAGGAACUUUCAGUUUCGUUUCGUUCUCUGAGACCAUGAAGGUUCACCCAGCCCCGAAGAAGCGAAACAUCACGAUACGAUACAACAUCGCUUCGACCUUCUCCCAAGCGAACGCUCUCGCUUGCCGACAGAAGAAGCUCCGGCGCCUCCCUCACAUCUUCGCCAAAGUCCUCGAGCUUCCUUUCCACUCCGACGCCGAUGUUUUGAUCGAUGAGACCUCCGAUUGUUUCCGAUUCGUAGUCAACACCGACGAUAUCGGCGAUGACAUCAGGGCUCAGACGAUUGAGAUCUACCCUGGGGUUACGAAGAUCGUCAUCAGAGGAACCAACGUUCUUGAUUUGUCCAUGGACGAAUUGGAGCUUGACAUGUGGCGUUUUCGACUUCCGGCGUCGACUCGGCCCGAGCUUGCUAGUGCUGCGUAUAAUGAUGGACAGCUGGUGGUGUUGGUGCCGAAAGAUGCGAAUUUUAAUGGGUUGGAUGUUGUUGAUCGUGAAGAAGAAGUUUGGGGUGAAGGGAAUGGUGAUAUCGGAGCGGGACGGCUUGUUCUUGUACAGUAAUUCGAUAUACACCCUCUCUUGAUUUUCAAUUUCUGUUGGUUGAGAAAAGUUCAGUUGUCGUGUUUGAAGUUUUUAUCUUGGAAUGGAAUGUGUUCUGAACAAUUUUAAUGUUUCAAUGAAGAAUUGCUUUUCGUUAUAUAUAUAAUAUGUGCUUCUAAAUCUUGAAUCUUGUUCAA